Messenger RNA from Vombatus ursinus (common wombat), 1119 nucleotides. Its product is annotated as olfactory receptor 14I1-like. Bases 1 to 1119 code for a protein of 372 amino acids. Gene Ontology annotation, cellular component: membrane. The record is from RefSeq and is a predicted model, not a curated record. The transcript has 3 exons. Lineage: Eukaryota; Metazoa; Chordata; Mammalia; Diprotodontia; Vombatidae. Gene Ontology annotation, biological process: G protein-coupled receptor signaling pathway. Gene Ontology annotation, molecular function: olfactory receptor activity; odorant binding; G protein-coupled receptor activity.
AUGAGCAAUUGUACGAUCAUCAUGGAAUUCUUCCUUAUGGGGUUUUCCAGCACCCGAGAGCUGCAGGUCUUACAUGCUCUUCUUUUCUUGUUGAUAUAUAUUGCAGCCCUGAUGGGGAAUCUCCUCACUAUUGCUGCCAUUGUCACUGACCCACAUCUUCAUUCUCCAAUGUAUUUUUUUCUGAGCAACUUAUCUCUGAUAGAUCUUGGCUGCAUCUCAGUCACUCUUCCCAAAUUCAUUGUGAAUUCCUUGACAGGCCAUCAAUCCAUUUCUUUACAUGGCUGUGCAGCUCAGAUUUUCUUCUUCAUCUUCUUUGCUGCAACCGAAUUUGCUUUGCUUGUGGCUAUGUCCUAUGACCGCUUUGUGGCCAUCUGCCACCCCUUGCACUAUGGGGUCACCAUGACACUGCUCCGUUCUCUUUGGGUGGCGAGUGGUUCAUGGGUCAGUGGGCUCCUGUACUCAGCUGUCCAUACUGGGAAUAUGGCACCAGCAGAUAUGGCCAACUUCACCAUUGUCACAGAAUUUCUCCUAAUGGAAUUUGCUGACAUCCGAGAGUUGCAGGUCUUACGUGCAAUAUUUUUUAUCCUAAUUUAUUUAGCAACAUUAGUGGGGAAUUUUCUCACCAUCACUGCAGUAGUCAGUAACCAACACCUCCAUGCUCCAAUGUACUUUUUUCUAAGCAACUUAUCCUUGUUGGAUAUCUGUUACAUCUCAGUAACUCUUCCCAAAUUCAUUGUUAACACCUUGAUGGGCAUUCAAACCAUUUCUCUCCUCGAAUGUACUGUUCAGACCUUAUUUUUUGUGUCUUUUGGAUCAACAGAAUUUGCUUUCCUCAUGACCACGUCCUAUGACCGCUUUGUGGCCAUCUGUCACCCCCUGCACUAUGGGGUCAUCAUGAAACCAUCCCGGUGCGUUUGGGGGGCCCUUGGCUCAUGGCUUACUGGUGUUAUCUACUCUAAUCUGCACACAGGAAACAUGUUCUGCUUUCCCUUCUCAGGAUCCAAUGUGAUCCACCAGUUUUUCUGUGAUACACCACAGUCCUGGGGCCAACAUCAGACAAGACAUCAGUUCAGAGCUUUCUUACUGCAAUGGCCUACACAGUACUGCCCCAAUUCAUGA